Messenger RNA from Rana temporaria (common frog), 1892 nucleotides. RefSeq names its product cytokine receptor common subunit beta-like. The transcript has 12 exons. Gene Ontology annotation, cellular component: external side of plasma membrane. Gene Ontology annotation, biological process: immunoglobulin mediated immune response; cytokine-mediated signaling pathway. Lineage: Eukaryota; Metazoa; Chordata; Amphibia; Anura; Ranidae. The record is from RefSeq and is a predicted model, not a curated record. Bases 239 to 1798 code for a protein of 519 amino acids. Gene Ontology annotation, molecular function: cytokine receptor activity; protein binding.
UAGAUGUGCCUAUGACCUAGUGAUUUGCCAGUUUAAAUAAUCAAUUAACUUGGUUUUAGGGGUUACAUUUGGGUAGUGGGGGCUUGAUUAAAACUAUGAAAACUUGCAGUGUUAUUUUCUUUUCUUGCACAGAAAAUGGCACACACCAGUUAGGCCUGAAGCCUUGUCGGGGGUCAUCUGGUUUUCUGCCAUCACUGCUUUUUGAACCUAUUACUGAAUAUACCAGCUCUCAGGAGUGAUGCUGAAGGCAAACUGUCGUGCAUCAGAAAUGAGGAAGAACAGUAUCGUUACAUAUUGUGUAACCUUUUUCUUGCUGUCUGCAGUUCCAGAGAACCAAGGUUCCAAAUUACUGCAAAGUCUGUCCUGCUUUCGAUUAUAUCCAGAGACAAAUAUUACCUGCACAUGGUCAGAAAAUAACUUUUCUGGGAAUCUGGUGAACAUGACUCUCAAAGACAAAGAUACAGGAAAAAGUGCUUGUCGGAAAAAAAGUGUGGCCGCGAGUUCAUUGACACAUUCAAAUUGGACAUGUGAUGUAGAUUUGGGUGAAAGGAAGCUGUCCUCUGGAGAUUACUUCAAUCUUAUUUUUGUGCCGGAGAGAAAACUGGAAACUCGUCUUAACACUGAGGAAGAGAAAGAUGAAGCCAAACCACAAAACCUGCACUGUAAUGAUACUAAUGGAAAUAUUACAUGCUCCUGGCGAAUCAGAAAGGAGAUGGCUGAAUCUAUUGACUUUGUUCUCUUCUAUUACAAUGGUAAGAACGAAUCUCAGCCCAAAUGCCAACAGAUUUCAGACUACCUUUCCUGUCAUUGCAACAUAGCAACUGAUGGCCUGAACACGUCUGAUUUUUUAAAGACCAUCAGUGUAGAGCCAAGAAAACCUCAGCAUUCUUUUAAGCGAUUCAGGCUGUGCUUGAUAUAUAAACUGCCACCAAUAAACUUGACAAUCAAUGAAACAAAGCAAGGAGAGAUUUUCACUGUUUCUUGGAAGAGCACCAAUACAGAAAGUCGAGACUUUAAAUAUGUUUAUGAGCUCUGUUACUGGAAUGAGAAUGAUCUGAAAUUAAAGGAGGUCCACGAUAAUUGUCCAGAUACCUCAAUCAAUAUACCAGUCAACCAAGAUCCUAGUGUUAUACUCCGGCUUGAUAAACAUCUUAAGCCAAGCAGUAAUUACUCAUUGAUGGUUCGUGUACAUUUGAAGGAGGAUGGUACUAAUUGUUACCAGGGGCCAUGGAGUCAGUGGAGCAAAGUGCAAACACUGACCACCAAAGCAGUUCCCAGUCUCAUCGUGUUAUACAUCUUGAUUCCUAUAUCUAUAAUUUUUCUUGUAAUAUUUGCUAUUUUUGGGUACAAAGCUCUGGUAAGGUAUACAAGGCUGUGGGAUGAAAGUAUUCCAAAUCCAAACAAGAGUGCCAUCAUUAAAGGUUUACAGGAGACUAAGAAACCCAUUGCAUGUCAUGAACAGAAUGGAUCGUGUUUGCCUUAUGAAGAACAUCUGUACGUCGAGCCUUACAACAACAUAAUGAUGGGGACAUCUUCAGCUUCAAAAGGGUUUCCGUAUUAUUACAAUAAUGAAGAGCACAUCAGUAAACUAAAUAGCGAACUGGUUCCUCAGGAAGAUAGUCAAUGUUUUAUCCUUGGUGACCAUAUUACAGAAGACUAUCCAACAGCAUCUAUUGUUGAUGGGUAUAAGCCUUUUACAGACUUGGAGAGUGAACAAGAAAGCAAAGACAUAAAUGAUUCACAGUUCAUGUUUUCAGCCUUUGAUGGACCAUAUUUGUUCUCUGAAAGUAACUUAUGACAAUAGCUUUUCAAAUUUCUGUUAUCAUCAUAAAGUUAAUGGAUUUUCCAUGUUCUAAAUUGUAAAUAAACUUUGGGAAACAUUUAAUGAGAAA